GCGUAGAACAAGUGUCCCAUACUUUUUGUGAGAGAGAGUCCGAUGGAAUCAAUCUUUUGUUCAUCGUUCCAUAGUUGAGAUCAUUAUUGCAUCAAUGGAAGACACGAGCUUUAGGAAUUUGGGAAGACUUUAAUCAUCAUAUUCUUCAUCUUCAAUGCCCAAAUACAUAUAAACAUUCACGUCUAAAUCUGUUUUCAAAGGAGAGAAGGCCUUGAUUUUCUCAGACUGUCAUUUCUUGGCAUAUUUAUUAUUGCCCUUUCUCUUAUAAAAGAGGGAAGGCGAUCAGCACACAGAAAGCAUGGUCAACUCCAAGGAGCCCAAAAGAAGAGUAGCAUUUGUGCUGAUUGAUGGGUUGGGUGAUGUGUCACUGCCGAGGUUGGGUUAUAAGACCCCUCUACAAGUAGCCAAAGUACCCCAUUUGGAUGCCAUUGCUUCUGCUGGGGUUAAUGGUCUUAUGGACCCUGUUGAAGUAGGCCUGGGAUGCGGAAGUGACACGGCACACCUUUCUUUAUUAGGUUAUGACCCAAGAGUGUAUUAUCGAGGUAGGGGUGCGUUUGAAUCAAUGGGAGCUGGAUUGGCUAUGUCACCUGGUGAUAUUGCUUUCAAAUCAAAUUUUGCAACAUUAGAUGAGAAAACUGGAACUGUCAUCAGUAGGAGGGCUGAUCGCCAUUUUGAAGAAGAAGGACCUAUCCUCUGUGCAGCAUUGGAUGGAAUGAAGCUACCAUCAUUUCCUCAGUAUGAAGUUAGAGUCAGGUAUGCUACAGAACACAGGUGCGGAGUGGUCGUGAAAGGACCAAACUUAAGUGGAAAUAUAUCAGGAACAGACCCAUUAAAGGACAAUCGCUUACUUUUACAAGCUGAAGGUUUAGAUGAUACUGACGAGGCAAAGCACACAGCUGCAGUUGUUAAUGAAUUAUCAAAGGAGAUGUCACGAAUUUUGACUUCUCAUCCGUUGAAUGCUCAACGGGCUGCAGAAGGAAAGAACAUUGCUAAUGUUGUCCUUUUGCGAGGUUGUGGCAUUCGAAUUGAGGUUCCUCCAUUCGCAAAGAAACAUGGGCUGUUGCCAUGCAUGGUAGCUCCUACUAAAAUUAUAGCUGGCCUGGGCUUAUCACUUGGAAUUGAUAUCCUGGAAGCGACAGGAGCGACCGGAGACUAUCGAACACUAUUGACUUCCAAAGCAACUGCAAUAGCUAAGGCACUCUCAGCUCCUCUGCAGUCUUGCCCCAGUGUAUUUGUACCAGGGGAGGAUGAGCACAAACCAGGACAACCAGAUGGCUAUGAUUUUGGGUUCCUUCACAUUAAGGCAAUAGAUGAUGCAGGUCAUGAUAAAGCUAGCAUUUUCAAAGUUAAAGGGUUGGAGGCUGUUGAUCGAGCCAUUGGACAGUUGGCCAGGCUUCUUUGGCAGGCCGAAUCAACUGGAAAUUUUCAAUUUUUCCUGUGUGUCACCGGAGAUCACUCUACUCCAGUUGAAUAUGGUGACCACAGCUUUGAACCUGUUCCAUUUACGUUGUGUCGAUUAAAGGACUUUGUGGGUGCAAUGGGUGGGGAGUCCAUCGUUAUGGAAACUUCCCUUGAUCCGUUUCCUCUUCCGACAAUCAAGGCUGAUGAAAAUCUAGCAGAUGAUGCGGCGUUGGCAUUGGAGGAAGCAAAAAGAACUGGACAGCUUCAAGCUUUCUGUGGUGAUUCAGUUUGUGAGUUUGAUGAGGUAGCAGCAGCAAGAGGUUGUCUUGGGCGUUUUCCUGGAGGUGAGAUGAUGGGAAUUAUAAAGACAUUUCUUAAACUCAAACUAUGAUUUGCUGACUUCGGGCUUAGGAGGUUGACGGUGAUUCCAAGUCUAUGUGGGAGGAUUCCCAAUAAGGUUUAUUUAGACCAAAAUAUAACGAGAUUGGGCGAUUUGGAUCAUCCAAUUUCGAUGCUGCUUCGGACAUUUUCAUAGAACUAGCUGAUCAGCUGGUGUUGUAAUUUUUUUUGGCAAAUAUGUUUCACUCUGGUUCAAUUCUAUGCUUCUGGCUGCAUUGGUAGAGCAGGAGCUAAUUGAAAGAACUUGAUACUCAGGAAGAGUCUUGCUUGUCCUUUAAAUGUGUAAAGGGCCAAAGGUGUAGUUUUAUUUCUACGAGUUGUUUUGUCUUUUUGUUUUAAUUAAUUUUGCAUUUUCUGAAAUAAGUUAAC
Camellia sinensis is the source of this 2169-nucleotide messenger RNA. RefSeq lists its product as uncharacterized. The record is from RefSeq and is a predicted model, not a curated record. Gene Ontology annotation, molecular function: metal ion binding; phosphoglycerate mutase activity. NCBI's taxonomy places the organism in Eukaryota, Viridiplantae, Streptophyta, Magnoliopsida, Ericales, Theaceae.